GCAUUCGAGCGCUCCGUGUUGAGAGGGUGCCGUCUUGAGUUGAGUGGUGUUCAGUGAGCGAGUGCUGAGCGAGUGUUGUCUAAACGAGUGAGUGCUAGGUAACCAUGUCUGUAUUCCGAGCCGGGCUGUUCAGCAACAAAGUUGCGAUCGUAACUGGCGGAGGGACCGGCAUCGGGAAGGCGAUAGCAGCUGAGCUGGUGUCCCUGGGAUGCAGCGUCGUGAUCGCGUCGAGGAAGAUGGAGCGGCUGCAGGAGGCGGCACAAGAGCUUUGUGGCUGCAUCCCACCCAGCAGCCCGGCCCGAGUCACGACCGUGCAGUGCAACAUCCGUCACGAGCAAGAGGUACGGGGCUUGAUGAGCACCACCCUAGAGAGGUAUGGAAAGAUCGACUUCCUGGUGAACAACGGAGGUGGGCAGUUCCCCAGUCCGGCUGAGGGCAUCAGCACCAAGGGUUGGCACGCCGUCAUCGAGACCAACCUCACCGGCACCUUCCUGUGCUGCCGCGAGGUGUACAACUUGUGGAUGAAAGAUCACGGUGGAGUCAUCGUAAAUAUAAUUGCUGACAUGUGGAGAGGGUUUCCGGGAAUGUCGCACACGGGCGCGGCACGAGCAGGCGUUGACAACCUCACUAAGAGCCUGGCCAUCGAGUGGGCGAGCAGCGGCGUCCGCAUCAAUGCUGUUGCACCGGGAACAAUAUUUUCCCAAACUGCAUCUGAAAACUAUAAGCAUUUGUCAGAAUCUCCAUUUGAUAUGAUGAAGCCAAGGAUCCCUGCCAAGAGGCUUGGUUUGCCAGAGGAGGUGUCGCCAGUCGUUUGCUUCCUGCUGUCACCUGCUGCAUCCUUCAUCACUGGGGAGACGGUGAAGGUGGAUGCAGCACAGAGCCUAUACCAGUCUCCGUGGGAUAUUCCAGAUCACGACAAGAUGCCCGCACCAAAAAUAGAUGUGUCUGCAACGGAUUCCGAGGGGCAUGCAAAAGUGUCCCCAUCCAAACUGUAAUAUUGAUCUUGGGAAUUGUGUGGUUAAAACAGUGUCAGGCCUUGUUUUUGCUGUCGUGGACGCUAUUGUGUAAAUUUAGAUAAAAUCAGCACUGCUGUAAACCUGGCCACGCACAUGGUGCCAGAUACAAGCUUAAAUUACCUCUACUUAGAAUUUAAAAUAAUAAAGCACAUGGUGCCAGAUACAAGCUUAAAUAACUUGCUAAUUCGAAUUAAAAAUAAAGCUCAUUUAAAAAAGCAAGUAGAUAAGUGUGAGAAAAUGCAUUAUGCAGUAGAGGAUACGUAUGAAUUUACAAUGCAAUAUGUACACAUUUCAAAUAAAAUGUACAGUGGUUAACCUUUGAAGUUUGCAAUGAACCGAGUGGAUGUGUGGUACGAGUCCUCAUAUUGUACAAGACAUUGUGAUGUUCGUAAUGUUACAUCAUUAAACACAUAUAUAUUUAUCACGAGCAAUACUUACAUCUCAUUGAAUUUAACCACAUUGCGCAACACGGUUAUAUGAUUUCACGGAAUGACAUGCAUACACCACGCUGAAAAAUUGUAAUGCUCAAUUAUUCUGCAAGGCUAUCAAAACGUGUACAGUAUACGCAAAAUCGUGUUCUGAUAAGACUGCAAUUGUUUUUAAACAAAAUCAAAUAACGGCAAAAUAAGCAUUGACAGAAGCACAUGUGACUUGAAUGUUUAAUGCAAUUCUCAUAGAACAUACAUUAGCAAUGGUCAAAUUGUCUGGGACUGUUGUUUUACAAUAAAUGUAAUAAUCACUCUU
This is a messenger RNA of Lethenteron reissneri (Far Eastern brook lamprey), 1760 nucleotides long. RefSeq names its product peroxisomal trans-2-enoyl-CoA reductase (gene PECR). The record is from RefSeq and is a predicted model, not a curated record. Gene Ontology annotation, biological process: phytol metabolic process. Gene Ontology annotation, cellular component: peroxisome. Lineage: Eukaryota; Metazoa; Chordata; Hyperoartia; Petromyzontiformes; Petromyzontidae. Gene Ontology annotation, molecular function: trans-2-enoyl-CoA reductase (NADPH) activity.